Molecule: messenger RNA, 766 nt
Organism: Kockovaella imperatae
Lineage: Eukaryota; Fungi; Basidiomycota; Tremellomycetes; Tremellales; Cuniculitremaceae
Exons: 3
Coding region: 158-685 (175 amino acids)
Biological process (GO): regulation of DNA-templated transcription
Molecular function (GO): DNA-binding transcription factor activity, RNA polymerase II-specific; zinc ion binding
Source: RefSeq, a predicted model, not a curated record
UAGCCUCGGGCAUCUCAUCAGAGCACUCUGUCGAGUGUUUUUCUCGUCUGUUUCGAUAUUUCGGGAUCGAUAUCUCCUUUCAUCGAGUCUUUUGAAUAGAGUGAACAUCCCUCAAGAGGGGGCAGGGAGCAUACGCUACGCAUCAUCGCUACGCAUCAUGUCACAACUCAAUGGUGAAUCGACAUCUCGGUCAAACAAUCUUUCGAGGACACCACCGUUGACGGGUACCGUUCACGUCGACACGUCUGCUUCCAUGCCACCUCCUACUGGACAAACCAACCUCAACGAUAUUGCAGGGGUCCUGAGGAGAAAUCAGGCUUGUCUGAACUGUAGAAGGCGGAAAUUGAAAUGCGAUGCAGUGGGUUUACCUUUGAUGAACGACAGUCACAGUCUCCUGACCAUCCUUCCUAGGUCCGGCCCAAUUGCUCGACCUGCGUACGAUCCUAUAAGCACUUGCUACGGACUGCACCCAAGACCAACCCUGUUUUAUGCUGCGAAUACGAUGAUGGGCAUACUGGGACGACAUCGAGAGAUCCUCAAGAGGUCAUCUCCCUCGCGGACGAAGAUUCCGACGAUGAUGAACCCGUCGACUCCCCAAAGAAGCAGAAACGCAAGGCGACAGGAGAGGCAAAGAGAAGGAAGAGCAAGAAGGAAGAUUCAACGGACGCAGACACAGAAGCGUUAAGGAAAAAGAUUGAGAAUCUCGAGGCUCAGCUCCGGUCCAAGAUUGAGCAGCCACAACCGUCUGCCGAUCCACCUGCGCCUU